Zingiber officinale is the source of this 2168-nucleotide messenger RNA. RefSeq names its product terminal nucleotidyltransferase 4B-like. The record is from RefSeq and is a predicted model, not a curated record. Gene Ontology annotation, molecular function: poly(A) RNA polymerase activity; mRNA binding. Lineage: Eukaryota; Viridiplantae; Streptophyta; Magnoliopsida; Zingiberales; Zingiberaceae. Gene Ontology annotation, cellular component: TRAMP complex; nucleolus. Gene Ontology annotation, biological process: RNA 3'-end processing. The transcript has 13 exons. Bases 173 to 1807 code for a protein of 544 amino acids.
AUAAGACUAAAUCUAAAAACGCGAACCGUCCACGGUACUCGAACAGGAAAACUAUCUCUGCCGCCGCCACCGCCACCGCCGCCACCGCCACCGCCGCCGCCGCCUGGGACGCCCUGCAACUCUUCUUCGAUCCACGGAUUUGGCCUCGCUUCCUGCACAGCAGACGGCGGGAAUGGGCGAAAGCGGGGCCUUCUUGUACGACACCGUCUGCUCCCUCGCCUACUCUCCCGAGGUCGAUCCACACCCUACCGAGUCGUACUCCAUCUUUCGGAAUCAGAUCACCUCCUCGGCCGGUUCCUUCUCUGAGAUCGCUGCCACCGACUACCUAUCCCUCGAUCCCAUCAGGACCGUCGAGCUACCUGCGCCUCUCGAGACGCCUCCGUUGGCAUCUGUGCCUGCGCCCGUAGGUGCCGAUCAUGGCCGAGUCUCUGAGCUAGCCUGCUUUCGUGCUGGCUGUCGCUUCAAGAGCCCCAUGCUCCAGCUCCACAAGGAGAUACUUGAUUUUUGUGAUUUCAUCUCACCAACUCCAGAGGAACAGGCCUCACGAAGUGCAGCUGCGCAAUGCAUAUCCGACAUUAUAAAAAAUAUCUGGCCUCACUGCAGAGUUGAAAUUUUUGGAUCAUUUAGGACAGGUUUAUACCUUCCAACAAGUGAUAUCGAUGUUGUGGUUCUUGAUUCAGAGGUGAAGACUCCACAAAUUGGGCUUUAUGCUCUCGCAAGAGCAUUAUCUCAAAGAAGUGUUGCUAAAAAAGUGCAGGUUAUAGCAAAGGCUCGAAUCCCAAUUAUAAAAUUCAUGGAGAAGAAAAGUGGUGUAGCUUUUGAUAUCAGUUUUGAUGUGGAUAAUGGACCUAAAGCUGCUGAUUAUAUGAAGGAUGCUGUGCAGAAACUGCCUCCUUUAAGACCAUUGUGCUUAGUCCUGAAGGUUUUUCUGCAGCAAAGGGAACUGAAUGAGGUUUAUUCAGGUGGUAUUGGUUCUUAUGCACUUCUUGUGAUGUUAAUAGUGUACUUACAGAUGCAUUGGAGUGGAUUAGAUUCACACAGUUCCCGCUGUCAUAUGGAAGAUAAUUUGGGCAUUCUUUUGGUUGGCUUCUUUGAGUUUUUUGGAAGAAAAUUGAACACUAGCAAUGUUGGUAUAUCUUGCAACUCCAAAAGGGUGUUUUUCUCCAAGACUGAUAAAGGGUUUUUCAACUCGGAGAGAUCAUAUUUGCUAUCCAUCGAGGAUCCCCAGGCACCAGACAAUGACCUUGCGAAGAAUUCCUACAACUACUUUAUGGUUAGAUCUGCAUUUGCAGCGGCUUACUCUACAUUAACAGAUGUGAAAGCCAUCAUGCGGUUGGGUCCAGAAAGUGGCAUUUUGGGGAACAUCAUACGUCCAGAUCCAGUCCUUUUUGAUCGCAAAGGGGCAGGUGAUGGACAACUGACUUUUAACAACCUUCUCUCAGGAGCUGAUAAAUCAAUGAUGGAAGCGCAUUGUUUUGAGAAUGGAGGUGAUGUGUAUAACUGGCAAUUGGUCGACGAUGAGCCACUGCCACGAGAGAAGCUGAACAACAACAACGACAGCAUACCAUCCUGGAAGAGAUUUUCAAAAUCAAAACAUUGGCAAAACAGAAGAGAAAAGCCAGAAAUCAUUGACGGUGAUAAUAAAGAAAAGAGUAGCCGAAGUGCAAGCGCAUCCAAGCGAAGGAAAAGAUUUGAAAAGUCAGAACACUUCGACAAUGACCAUAAAGAAAAGAGCCCGCUAAGUGCAAGUGCAUCGAAACAAAGGGGAAAGAUUCUAGGCAAAAAACUCUAUAGAGAAAAUAUCUGAUGGCUGGUUGAGAAGAACCAUCACAGGAAUGUAGAGGUAUCAAAAGUCACUCUUUGGCACCAACGUCUAGCUGCUGCUACCAAUGAUUGAUUAAAGUUUAUUAAUAUGAACACACUUUGCUGGAACCAUUCUUUUUCCCUAUCGCAAUCAAUUGAAGCAGUGAGAGAGCAUGUAUGAGUUCUUCCUCCGACAGAACUACCAGCUUCAAGAUCAUUGUUUAUUGGUUUGUAUUUUAUAGGUGCUCCUUCCCGAAUUGAGUUUGUUCAGCUGAUAAAAUGUAUAUUAUUCAUCGGACAAUAUAAAACUUGUUGGCACUAUAUUUAUUGUAAGCAUUGUGGUCAAGGUAUAGUUCCAUUAUAUA